AUGCAAGAAGAUUGGAAACCAAAGUUAAAAAUGAUUUUUGAUAGCAUUGAAGAUGCUUGGAAGUUUUGGGUUGAUUAUGGUGGAAAAGUUGGAUUUGGAGUGAGGAAACAAUAUUAUCACAAAAACAAAAAUGGUAUAAUUACUUCUUACAAGUUUGUUUGUUGUAAUGAAGGUUUACGAAAACAAGAUAAACGGGAUUAUAAAACAAUCAAUCCAAGACCGGAGACCCGAACAAAUUGUCAAGAAAGAUUAGGAAUUAAGAACAUGGAUGGUAGAUUUAUGGUCGUUGAUUUUGUGGAGGAACAUAAUCACAAUUUACAUUUACAAGUAACAACUCAUAUGUUGCCAUGUCAAAGGAAAGUCUCUCAAAUUCAAUGUCAUCAAAUUGAUUUAGCCGAUGAAGAGGGAUUACAACAAAGGAAGUCGUUUGAUUUAAUGAGUAAAGAAGUGGGAGGUAGAACUAACUUGGGAUUUAUUCGUCUUGAUCAAAAGAAUUAUCUUCGGGGAAAAAGGCAAAGGAGUAUGGUACAUGGAGAAGCUGGUUAUCUAUUGUAUUUUGGUGAUGUUAUAUCUCUUGAUUCAACAUAUUGCACAAGAAGCAUUCAAAAGAAUCAAGUUAAUAUUUCUCAGGUGAAUGAGUUUAUUGGUAAAGUUAAGGAGUCUACAAGCACUCGUGAUGAUUUGACACAAGCAAAAGGAUUCAAAAAAAGAGAAGGUAAAAAGAGUUCAAAACGCCCAAAAGAAAGAAAAAUGUUGGCUCUAAAGCUUAAAAAAUUCGGGUAUUGUUGA
Molecule: messenger RNA, 789 nt
Organism: Lathyrus oleraceus (garden pea)
Lineage: Eukaryota; Viridiplantae; Streptophyta; Magnoliopsida; Fabales; Fabaceae
Product: protein FAR-RED IMPAIRED RESPONSE 1-like
Exons: 2
Coding region: 1-789 (262 amino acids)
Source: RefSeq, a predicted model, not a curated record